Molecule: messenger RNA, 4304 nt
Organism: Vitis riparia (riverbank grape)
Lineage: Eukaryota; Viridiplantae; Streptophyta; Magnoliopsida; Vitales; Vitaceae
Exons: 8
Coding region: 577-4038 (1153 amino acids)
Molecular function (GO): DNA binding; zinc ion binding
Source: RefSeq, a predicted model, not a curated record
UCUUUAUUGUAUAAUAAGAGAUUUAAGAGGACAAGACAGAAGAAGAGUGAGUUUGGUUAUGGAUUUUGACUCCAAAGUUGGAAAAGGCUGCAAUGUUUGACGGAGCUUUUUAUAUUUUAUCAGAGGGAAUGGAGCUAUAACUCUGACUUACUGCUCCUUUGUCCACGUGGCUGCUUCUUCACCUCAAACACCAUAAACUUUUGGAAUUGUGGUGCUUCAUGUAACUGUUGCAUCAGAGAUCAUUGCAGAUUUGCAGGCGACUUACACUGUUACUGACCUUUCUUCUUUUUCUCUACUCUGUUUUUCUCCCUCUCUCUCUCUCUCUCUCUCUCUCUCUCUUUCCUCUGUUGGUUUGGGUUGAUUCGUAUUUUGUUUGUAGACUAGCUGUAUCUGAUAAUAAGGGAAGAGGAUGGCUGGUGACGAUGGAAAGCACCUUUCAUGAAUUUUGAGGGGUAUGAGGUAUGGUUUACAUAUGCAUCAACUAAGAAGAGAGCUAGUAGCUGAUGAAGCAGUUGAUUUAGUGGGUUCUAGCUAGGUGGUAUCAGCAGAAGGAAAAAAAAAAGAGACAAGGUUGGCAUGUUUAGGAUUGUCCGGGACUCGGAUAAUAUUUCAGGGCUGCCUAUUGAAGAGAUUAUCCAGCCAAAGAUGAAUGCAGACAAUGACAACAAGGAACAGUUGUUUGAUUUAGGACUUGCUCUGGGUUAUUCUAGUCAGUGCAUUGGGAAAGCAUUGAACAAUGAUUCAGGUGCAGGUGCAAAUGCAGGUUCAAGGGUAGACAUGACACUUGUAGCCACUGAUCCCCUGUCUGAACUAGUUUGGUCUCCUCAUAACGGUUUGAGUCUCAAGUGUGCUGAAAACAGUACGAAUGAGAAGAGGCCCUCUCUUUUAUGGGGUGCAGGACCGAGCAAUAUGAUUUAUUCACCACCACAAGGCAUUACAGCCAGGAAAACUAUUUCUGAUGAGCCUAUGGGUGAGGGAAAUUUGGUUACCUCACAAGCAACACUUCAUGUGAAGAAUGAAAUGGGUGAAACAGAGAUUUUGACCUGUUCUCCUAGGAGCAAUGCUGGCAUCAUGACAGUACAUGGAUCAAGUCAUGAACCCAAUGCAGGUACUAGAGAUAACAAUGACAAAAUGAUGGUGGCAGUGAAAGUAUCUGCCCUAGAUGUUAAUCAAGAGCGGGAUCAAGGAGACAAUGAAGAAAAAGGCAUAUAUGUUCCUGUCCAUAUUCCAAUGGAUGUUACUUCUGAGGCCAGAGGGAAAAAGGUUUCAGGUUUCUCAGGAAUGGAACUUGGAUGUAUGGCGGACUCUCUAUCAUUCAAAAUGAAUGAAACUGAACCUGAUAUGGCACAAAUUGAACCCUUGCCUAUGCAGCUCAAGAAAAUGAUAAGCUCUAAUCCCAAUGGUGGAAUUGAAGAUGAUGGUAGCGGUAAUCAAACAUUGGGAAUGGAAGUUGUUUUGACUACUGAAGUUCCUCUGGUGAAACGGUGUAAAACUCCUGAUACUCCAGUGCUGAAUUCAACAUCUCCAUUCAGAAGAGAUGAGGGUUUAUCUUUAGCUAUUAAAGAAGAGAGCAAUAAUGAAAUGAAGACACCUGGUUCUACUAGUACCCCUCUUGAGAAACUAGAGUCAGCUGCUGAAAAUGAUUUACGAACUCAGACUGGUGAAAAUGCUUGUGGUGCAGUGAGUAAGAUAAUGGCAUCAUCAUCUGACCAUGAUGUUAAAAUCAUCUCUCAGCAAGAUGAAGGGUUGCGUCCUAAGGCCAAGGCUCUUCCUGUUAAUAAUUCUCCAAAUGAGAGUGGAAUGUAUAGGCAUCGAAGGAAAGGAAAAGGAAAAGGAAAAGCUUUAUCUGAUGAUUAUCGUAGUGGAAGAAAGUCAAACAAAGAAGAUGACAGUGAUGAGAGUGUUGAAAGUUGUAAUAGUGCUGCUUUAUUUUCAACAGGAAAAAAACGGUGGGGCUAUGAACAACAGUUGAUAACUGGCAGUAAAAGAAUCCGAAAACAAAUUAAUGGAAGUCCUGGCUCCACAUCCUUUGUCAGACAAGACAGCUCUUUUAUGAGCUGGAUAUCAAACAUGAUGAAAGGGCUAUCCAAAUCUAAUCAAGACGAGACACCUUCUCUUGCUCUAACCCUUGCACGUCCUAAUCAUGAUAAUUAUGAUCAGAAGCUUGUAACAUGUAACAAAAACCAAGACCCUGGGUGCAGAAAUAUAGGUUUCCAAUCUAUUUUUCAGUCCCUAUAUUGUCCAAUCACAAAGGUACAGGAAUCAAGAACCUUGAAUGCUGAUAACCAAACAGGGGAAGGAUCCAAAGAAUUUUGUCUGGCUAACAAGCUAUGUGAUGUCAAUAUUACUCCAAUAGCUUGUCAUGGGGAGAAUAAAAGCUUCAAAAAUGCACUCCUAUCAAAUGAGAAGUUUAACCAAUCCACAUUUGGAAACAGAGCAGGCCCUUCAACCCAGCCUAAAGUUCUGUCUGCCAAAUUUGCUGCCAGUCAAGAGAACUACAAGACCAGCUCUUUUGAGAAUAGAAGUGCAUCCAAUCCAGUGUGCAGUACAAAGAAAGAUGGAGUGAGCUCCUCCAGUUCCUCUCUGGGUAAACGAAAGGCCAACAGUGCUGAGAAUAAUGACUCUGAUCCACCAUCUGAAGGAAAGACAAUUCAUAAUUUUGGUUAUAAAAGUGAUCUUCUGGGAAGCCUGUGGGUAACUCGGUUUUCUCCUAAAACUUCAAGCCCCACUUUUAAAGUAGACCACUGCAACCAGAAUACAGGUGGAGCUACUGAAUUGUCCACUGAUUGCAUGGGGCUUAUUCCUUAUUCUCAGAAUCGUUUUGAUUCUUGUAAGGGCCUGAAAAUUUUAGGGACCAGGGAGUAUUGCACUGAAGAACCAUUGACUAUUGUUGGUGCAGAAUUACAGAAUUGUUCUGGAGGUACUGAGGUUUCCUUUGGGUUCAAAAAAAAUAAUGUGCAUAACAAUCAGAAUUCCAUAUAUAAACUGAACCCUAAUUCACCUUCGCAAAGAUUCAAAAGUUCAGAGGCAAUGGCUUCCCUCUUUGCUAGGAGAUUUAAUGCCCUCAAAAACAUUAUAACAUUGAAUCAAACAGAUACCGAAGCUCGGGCAACUCCAACCUGUUUCUUUUGUGGCAUAAGAGGUCACAGUAUACAUGACUGCUCAGAAAUAAAGGAAACCGAGCUGGAGGAUCUUCUAAGAAAUAACAAUUUAAAUCUUGGGGCAGAAGAACCACCCUGUUUUUGCAUUAGAUGUUUUCAGCUCAAUCAUUGGGCUGUUGCAUGUCCCAGUGUCUUGAAAAGGCAAAAUCAAUCAGAAUGUGGUGCUUCUUUGGUUAACCGAUGUAGUUCUGGUAUGAUGCUGCAUGAUACUGGAGACAAAAGAAAUGGGAAGCUGCUGGGAAGUAAGGAAAAUCCACCCCAAGUUGCUGCUGCAUUUGGAGUUUGCAGUGGGAGAAAGCCUACAAUGCAAAUUGGCUGUAGUUUGAACAAGAAGGGGAAUGGAAAUAUGACCGCUGUCAAAUUGUUUUCGAAUUCAAAUCUGGUACAAAAAUAUACCGCUUCAAGUUCUGGGGAAAUUGAGUCAAAAGAACAUCAGAUAAUUCCUUUGUGCAAUUUUGUCAAUCCACAGAUUUCAGAUGUACCAAAAGGAAUCUUUGAUGCAAUAAAGAGGCUUCGUUUGUCUCGCGGGGAUAUACUCAAAUGGAUGAAUUCCGUUUUCCCAUUCUCACAUCUCAAUGGUUUUUUCCUGCGCUUGCGGCUUGGGAAGUGGGAAGAAGGGCUAGGGGGAACAGGCUAUUAUGUGGCUUGUAUAUCUGGGGCACAAAAAGAAAUACCUUCACAAAGUUCCAAAAAUCUAAUCGCUGUGAACAUCGGGGGUGUCAAGUGCUUGGUCCAAAGUCAAUACAUCUCUAAUCAUGAUUUCCUUGAGGAUGAGCUUAUGGCGUGGUGGGGCGCAACCACCAGAGCUGGUGGCAAGAUUCCAUCUGAAGAAGAUCUGAAAGUGAAACUUGAAGAGAGAAAGAAGUUUGGCUUUUAGGCAUUUGGGAUGGGUGUCCCCAAUUUCUGCUGGCAUAAACCAUUUAAAAAUAUAAAGAAAAUAACAUCUGUGAAUAGAAUUUUUGAAGUUAUCUAAUUUGCUUGUAUAGUUCAGUGAUAUUCAAGAAUUUAGAAAAUCAUUUCCAAUAUAGCAACAAUUUUUUUUUUCUUUUUUGAAAAAAAAAAAAAUGAUUAUAGGGGUGUAUUGGUUUUCCACGAAUUGGUUGAAUUUGAGAUUGGAAUAUUGCUUGUUGUGUGUCCUUUAGA